AUGGAUGAUUUCGAAAACGAUCCCGAGGGUGAUCGGCUCAUUGCAACCCUUGCGUUUGACGAGGAAACUGGACUUUCACUCCCUCAUCAGACUCAGUCCACAGAAUAUGGUGAGGUACCCUCUUUUGAAACUUUGACGAGGACAGAAUUUCCCGGUUUCCCCUAUUCUACGCUUUAUCCACAACAGAAUAGCUUAAUGCGCUUUCUCUAUGCUUCACUCGCCUCUUCGAAGUGUAGUAUCAUUGAGAGUCCUACAGGAACAGGUAAAUCAGUCACUCUCCUUACCACCUCUCUGCAUUGGCUUCUCGACCACAACAAGGCUGUUAAUGCCCAUCUCGCCAAACUCCGUGACUAUCUACAGAAAGAGGACAGUCAGUCAGUUGAUGAGACCGACUGGGUAGCGGCACAUUCCCGUAGGCGGGUCCUGCGAAUUCGGGUGAACAAGGAGAUGGAGCCUUUAGAAGCCACCCAGAAGGCUUCAGUGGAGGCCGCCAAACUCAUAAAACAUGCAAACGAGGUUAAAGUAUCACUCAAAUCAUCAAAUUUUGUCCGAUCAUCCAUUGAUAUCACCCGAGAGAACUUUCCUCCUCCUUUUGAAGCAUUGAAUGAGUGGGCUAGAUCAGAGGAUGACUCGUUCCUACCUACUGCAGACACUGACCCCAGCAAAACUUCUGCUGUCUCUGUAGUUGAGGCAACAAACGUAACAUGUCGCGUGGUUCAGGUGAUUUACUGCACUCGAACGCACUCGCAAUUAGCUCAGGUUGUGGAGGAGUUGAACAAGUUAAAGGGUCUUUCGGACCAGGUCACUAUGGUGACUCUGGCUUCACGUCAACACCUCUGCGUAAAUAAGGCUGUGUAUGGACUGAAGGAUCAGACCCUCAUUACUGAGGCUUGCCUGGACCUCGCGGUAAAGAGUCCGGGCUGUAGAUUUCGCUGCAGGAACGAGGUUGGUGUGCUCUCCGACUAUCUUGUGGGUGCUCGGGUCUCAGCCAUCAAGGCUGCAUUGAGGAUCCGCGGAGCGAUGGACCAGGUUGACAUUGAGGAGCUGCCUGCUUGCGCCUGUCCCUACUACGCCAACAAGCGGGGCCUGCCCCUGGCCCAGUUGGUGCUAGCGCCCUACCAGUCGGUAGUGGUGCCGAGCUUACGUGAGGCUGUGGGCCUCUGUCUGCAAAACAACGUGCUCAUUUUUGAUGAGGCACACAACCUGCUUGAGGCCGUGGCUGCCGCCUUCUCUGCCACUGCCUCAUAUGCCGAUUUACUCGCCACCGAGCGCCUCGUCGCCGCCUUCCUGGGUUAUUACCACUCCCGGCUCUCACCCCUCUCCGCCCUGCGACUGCGACAGCUUGCACUGGUCGUCAGGCUCUUCGCCAACUUCCUAGAGGGCAAAGCAGCUCGUAGCAGUGGUUUAUGUGCUCAUUGUGGACGGGACUCGGGAACUGAAAACUGCAAUUCUACUGGUGAGAUUGUCUACACAUUGGGAGACUUCCUCUUCGCUGCAGGGCUAGAUCAUAUCAAUCUGAGCUACCUCGUGGACUACCUACGAAGCGACAGGUGCGUGCACAAGAUCGUUGGGUUCGGGAAGUGGUUCGGUGGGAGAAAAAGGAGCGACAGAGGUAGGAAGGAGGAAAGCGACUGUGCGAAACGAGUGGGAACUGGACUUAGUCUCUCUGAAUGUCUGAAGCAAAUGAAGCGUCUUCCAAACCGUUUGGAGUCGUUCCAGACACCGCCAUCUAAGAUCUCGAAAACAGGGGAAGAUCAGCAGGCGAGCAGUGAAACAGUCGCGACCGCAUCGGCUUCAGCAACUGCGUCGCAGACUCCGGAGGACUUGCAAUCAGCGGGCGCGGGACUUUUUGCGGUGUUGGGCCUCCUCGAGGCGAUGGUGAACAGCGAUCGUGCGGGUGACAAUGAUGGACGCCUUAUCAUCACUCUUCGGGGCACCGCUGCCCCUGCCUCCACUACCAGUAGUUUCACGCCUGGCUUCAUCCGCUUUGUUAUCCUCAACCCUGGCCGAUAUCUACACGAUGCAGUUAAGGAUGCGCGCAGUGUAAUUCUCGUUGGUGGAACUAUGAAACCAUUUGAUGAGUUCAUCGACCAAGUGUUCCGUCCAGCUGGAAAAGUCGAAACUGAUGUUACACUCUUCUCCUGUGGUCAUGUUAUCGAUGCAAAGCGUCAACUCGCCAUUUACACUCCCUCUGUGUCGUUCAAUGACAUUCCGUGGGAUUUCACUUUCAAGAAUCGACACACCCCUCGGUUAAUUGAUGAAUGUGGUGAAUUCCUAGUUGAAGUCUGCAAAAUGAUUCCAGGCGGUGUCGCGGUGUUUUUCCAAUCUUUCGACUACCUGUCGAUGGUGUGGAACCAUUGGAAGGCUACGGGUCUCCUUGCACGCCUCCAGGCCACGAAGGAGGUGUUUAGAGAACCCCGCACCGCGAUAACCCUGGUUGAGGUAAUGCAGGCGUACACGGCUGCGGUCACUGCGCUUAACAAACGCGGCGCCUGCAUUGUCUGUGUGAUUGGCGGUAAACUCUCAGAGGGCAUCAACUUCAACGACGACCUCGCCCGCGGUGUCAUCAUUGUCGGCCUCCCUUAUCCCAACGUCCACUCCGCAUUCGUGCGUUUCUCCCUAACCCAUCUCCUGACAAUCACUGGCGCUAUGGGAUCCGAUAACUCCAUGCGUGAGAAGCUUAACUUCCUGGAGAGGCACUUCGGUGGACGCGAGAGUGGUCGGCGCUUCUGUGAGGCGGUGUGCAUGCGGAUGGUGAAUCAGGCCAUUGGAAGGGCUAUUCGCCACGCGCACGACUAUGCAGUGGUCUUCCUGGUGGAUCAGCGCUUCGCGACCAGUCGGCGUCUACGCCUCCUGCUGCCCCCGUGGGCCCAGGAUGCCCUCAUGUCCGACACCAUCAGUCUCUCCCCCCCUCAACUCGACCUCCUCCACCACCAGCUCCACGAGUUCUUCCAUCGUAACAGCACAAGCUCACAUUGA
This is a messenger RNA of Echinococcus granulosus, 2979 nucleotides long. RefSeq names its product Putative ATP-dependent RNA helicase DDX11-like protein. Gene Ontology annotation, molecular function: DNA binding; ATP binding; DNA helicase activity. The coding region runs from base 1 to 2979 and encodes 992 amino acids. The transcript has 6 exons. Gene Ontology annotation, cellular component: nucleus. The record is from RefSeq and is a predicted model, not a curated record. Gene Ontology annotation, biological process: establishment of sister chromatid cohesion; nucleobase-containing compound metabolic process. Lineage: Eukaryota; Metazoa; Platyhelminthes; Cestoda; Cyclophyllidea; Taeniidae.